AUUUUCUCUCAAGGGAUUCUCAAUUUGAGGCUCAUUUUUCCCCCCCCUUCUUCCCUCUUUCUCCCAAAAGGGUUUUGUAUGAAAGCUGGUGAAAUUUCCGGCGACAAUAUUUGGUGUUUAAUCUGUGCCGGAAUUUCACUGCUUUUUAUAUCAUUCGAGAGAGAGAGAGAAAGAGAGAGAGAGAGAAAUGAGUUCAACUUAUGAAGAAACUACUUCCGAGCACUCUUCAUUUACACCAGGCAAUCCAUCUUCGUCCUUGUCCUCGUCCUCGUCCUCGUCCUCGUUCUCCUCAUGGUCGUCGUCGUCGUUUUCCUCUUCCUUCUCACCGCCAUCACCAUCGUUUCCUGAUUUCAACCCCGAUAGCUCUACACCAUCAGAUGAUAAUAACUCCGAUGAAUCUCCAGCACCAAAGUCAUCAAAGGACUCUAAGGAUAGAAAAUCGGGUAAAUCUUCAAAAGCGCCAAGCCCGCGGUCAUCGACGCCGAUUGCUUCAAAAUCUCCUUCACCGCGAUCUUCAUCAUCUUCAAAAGAUGCAUUGACCUCGGGAGAUCGGACGGAGGGGAAAUCAUCACACAAAUCAUCAUCACACAAAUCAUCCAACAAUGAUGAUUCAGGGUCGUCGGAUGUGAGCCCAGGAGUCAUAAUUGGGGUGGCGGUUGGGGUGGGAUUGUUCAUAAUUCUUCUCAUAUCAUUAAUUGCUCUGUGCUCCAAGAAGAGGAAGAGGAAGGAAGAUCCUAUGUCGUACUAUAGUGGAGACAAUGCGAAUGGACCUAAAGGUGGUAACUAUUACAACGGUUCACAAAAACCAAAUUGGCACAACAACAACGCAGGGGGGGGUCCGGGCGUGAAUGGGUGGCCGCCCAUGAGUAGUGAGAACAUGACCACAAGCGGUAGUUUUGCAGGGCCUCCUCUGCCUCCACCAUCGCCAUCCCUUGCGUUCGGGUUCAGCAAGAGCACGUUCACGUACGACGAGCUUGCAGCAGCAACAGGAGGGUUCGCGCACGGCAACCUACUUGGGCAGGGGGGGUUCGGAUACGUGCACAAGGGGGUGUUGCCCAACGGGAAAGAGGUGGCGGUGAAGAGCCUCAAGGUGGGAAGCGGGCAGGGGGAGAGAGAGUUCAUGGCUGAGGUUGAGAUUAUUAGUAGAGUCCACCAUCGCCAUUUGGUGUCCUUGGUUGGCUUUUGCAUUGCCGGUGGACAGAGAAUGUUGGUCUAUGAGUUUGUUCCUAACAACACCUUGGAGCAUCACCUUCAUGUUAAAGACCUCCCUGUAAUGGAUUGGCCAACCAGGCUUCGUAUUGCCAUAGGUUCUGCCAAGGGUCUUGCUUACCUUCACGAAGAUUGUCAUCCAAAAAUUAUUCAUCGAGAUAUCAAGUCCGCUAAUAUUCUAAUUGAUGCCAAUUUCGAAGCAAUGGUGGCCGAUUUUGGAUUGGCUAAGUUGUCUUCAGAUACUAACACCCAUGUCUCCACCAGGGUUAUGGGUACAUUUGGGUAUUUAGCACCCGAAUAUGCAUCAAGCGGGAAGCUAACAGAGAAGUCUGACGUGUUCUCAUUUGGUGUAAUGUUAUUGGAACUCAUUACUGGAAAACGACCGGUUGAUCCUCAUCAUGUUAUGGAGGAUAGCUUAGUAGACUGGGCACGAGCGAUUAUUAGCGGAGAAAUGGGAGAAGAUGUAUACGAAGUGCUGGUGGAUAAGCGAUUAGGAAAGGAGUUCAAUACUCAGGAGAUGGGGCGCAUGGUAUCAUGUGCUGCAGCCUCCAUCCGUCACUCCGCUAGAAAACGCCCCAAAAUGAGCCAAGUAGUACGAGCCCUCGAAGGGGAUUAUUCAUUGGACGACCUAAACGACGGGAUAAGACCAGGUCAAAGCUCAAUUUAUAGUGUGGCAGGGUCGGACUAUGAUUCAAAUGCGUACCAAGCCGACAUGUCAAGAUUCAGGAAACUAGCUUUGUCAGACGACAGCAGUGAGCUCGCAACUUCUAGCAAUGACUCACGAGAGAUCAACCAUCCCGGGACCCAAAGGCCUCUCUUUUGAGCCCCCACUUGUUUUUUUUCCUUCACAGAUAUUUUAUUUUAUAUAUUCAUUCAA
Cucurbita pepo subsp. pepo (vegetable marrow) is the source of this 2086-nucleotide messenger RNA. RefSeq names its product proline-rich receptor-like protein kinase PERK4. Gene Ontology annotation, biological process: protein phosphorylation. Gene Ontology annotation, molecular function: ATP binding; protein kinase activity. NCBI's taxonomy places the organism in Eukaryota, Viridiplantae, Streptophyta, Magnoliopsida, Cucurbitales, Cucurbitaceae. The record is from RefSeq and is a predicted model, not a curated record.